AUAACGUGCACACACACCACCACUUUCACUUUCGCGAAAUUUAUUAGCAAACCGGAAGACAAUUUUGGGGGUUCGUAAUAUUCCGGGGGUCCAAAAAAAAAACACACAAAACCUGCUCCAGCAACGAGACGGAUUGCUGCCUUUUCUAUCGCUUCUUCCGCUACCUCCAAGACGUAAGAUGAGUGCCUGCCGCGUGAGAACGCCGCACAAGAUACGAUCGCUGAUCAAGGUGACCGGACUGGGAGCGGCCGUCUUCAGUGGGUACAGUUUGUGCCGGGGCGAUGAAAAGUUCUACAACAACGUGUUCAUGCCGGUAGUACGUAUGAUUCCACCGGAAACGGCCCACGAUCUGGCGGUACUGGCGGUCAAGUGGAAGCUCUUUCGACCACCGACGGUCGACACGGAGCGAUUACGCACCGAGCUGCUCGGGAUGACUUUCACCAAUCCGAUCGGAAUUGCCGCUGGAUUCGAUAAGCACGGUGAAGCGGUACCGGGUCUGCACCGGAUAGGGUUCGGAUUCGUGGAGAUCGGUUCGGUGACACCGGAACCGCAACCAGGCAAUCCACGGCCCCGGAUCUUCCGGCUCAACGAGGACAAGUCCAUCGUGAACCGGUAUGGGUUCAACAGCGAGGGACAUGAUGUGGUGUUUGAACGCUUGCGGGAAACGCAGAAGCAGCUCGAGUCCGCUAACCGAGCCGUGCUGGGAAUCAAUCUGGGCAAAAACAAACUUUCCCAGAACGCGGUGCAGGAUUACGUGCAGGGCAUUCGGCGGUUCGGUGCGUUGGCCGACUAUCUGGUAAUUAACGUGAGCAGCCCAAACACACCCGGGCUGAGGACGAUGCAGAGCAGGAACACACUCCAGACACUGCUAACGGAGGUGCUGCGGGCACGUGAUAGUUUGCCGGAAACUGAUCGCCGACCGGUGUUGCUCAAACUGGCCCCCGAUCUAUCGGAUGAGGAUCUCAAAGAGAUUGUCGACGUGGUGCAGCUGAAAGCAUGCGCCGUUGAUGGGUUGAUCGUGUCUAACACGACAAUCGAUCGGCCACCAUCGUUGAAGAGUGCUAAUAAGGGCCAGCUCGGUGGGUUGAGUGGGCCACCGUUAAAGCAACGAUCGACGUUGAUGAUCGCGAAGGUUUACAAGCUGACCGGCGGUAAGAUUCCGAUCAUCGGUGUCGGUGGCAUUUUUACGGGUGAGGAUGCAUUUGAGAAGAUCGAGGCCGGUGCCAGCGCUGUGCAGCUGUAUACCUCGUUCAUCUUCCACGGGCCUCCGGUUGUGAACAAAAUUAAACUAGAGUUGGACCGGCUGCUGGAGCAUAAUGGUUACGCAAACGUGCAGGAGGCCGUCGGUAAGGGUGUGGAUCGUUUUAUACAGUGAACUCGGAGCGUGAAUGAGGGUUUUUAAAGUGUCGAAAUAUAUAUU
Anopheles darlingi is the source of this 1420-nucleotide messenger RNA. It is a transcript of the gene Dhod, whose product is annotated as dihydroorotate dehydrogenase (quinone), mitochondrial. The record is from RefSeq and is a predicted model, not a curated record. Gene Ontology annotation, cellular component: mitochondrial inner membrane; cytoplasm. Gene Ontology annotation, biological process: 'de novo' pyrimidine nucleobase biosynthetic process; pyrimidine ribonucleotide biosynthetic process. The transcript is spliced from 2 exons. Bases 179 to 1375 code for a protein of 398 amino acids. Gene Ontology annotation, molecular function: dihydroorotate dehydrogenase activity. Lineage: Eukaryota; Metazoa; Arthropoda; Insecta; Diptera; Culicidae.